AUGCUGGGUCGAUUGUUGAGCAGUGCAGCGUCCACUUUAAACCCAGCGGCCUACUCGAACCGAAAUUCUACGCAACUGGAAUCCGUCACCGAGGAAGAACACACCUCCGGCCUGCUAUUUCCCGAUGCGAGUCUGCUGCGACGCUCGAAUACGCAUGCCUACCCGUUACAUACCACCUUCAACUUCCCCAAUGCCUCGACAGCCGGUGCUUAUGAUGAUCGUGGGGGCGUGGAACUCGACCCCAUCAAGGACUUUCGGGUGAUCAUCGCCCAGAACGCUCUUGGGGACCGAGAUGCUUGCGUGCUGUUGGAUACCCGUGCGAAUUCGUCGGACUUGACAUCGAACACGCCCGAUUCCGAACCAUACGUGCUCGAUAAUUCGGGAACAAGACAUGUUCGCACGCUCUCGAGUCUGUCGCGAGCCCCUCGCCGCGGAUUCCUCCCCCCUUCCUCCGCCGCCGAUCCGAGCCCGCUUUCUGUCGCCGCGGAAGCCCGUCGAUCCCCCCCGAUGGGCUCCGGUGCUUUCAUCCGCGCUCGUGGCCGCAGUUCGACCCUCUCACCUGCCGGAGGACUGAAUGAAGCGGGCCGCUCACGGCAUCCGGCAGAAAGUAAUGAUACCGGUCUGUUGAACUGCAUUUUCGGCAGCAGUGCGUUCAGCUACCGCGGCUCCUCCACCAAGAUGCACAUCAUCUCCGCAGAUGAGGAAUCGGGACGAACCGCCAGUGAAUCGCCUGCAAGCCGCACCUCGCUCUCACGGGCAUAUACCACCGGAAGUUCGUCGGGGCUUAUAGGCCCUGCACCAGGCAACGAGACCAAGCCGCCGGCAAAAGUCACCAUCCUGCUCACCAGAAUGUUUAGUGUCAACUUGCCCGAGGGGGGCGAGACGUCUCCAGACCGGCCCGACUAUCCUGCUUUCAUGUACCAGGAAUCGCUGCCCGAGAACGGAUUCCCGUUUCCCGACGUCACCAAACGCAAGAAGAUCAAGGAGAAAAAGACGCCGAUGUAUGCCGUGGCCAUCACGAUACAGAUCCCGCUUCUCUCGCGCAACUCGGGACGGCCGGGGUCGCGUUUUAGCUCGCCGGCGACCGACUCCCCCAAGGUGGGAAUGUCGUGCUCACUGGAUUCAGAUUAUCGCUGGCGCGGUGGCUUUCUCGACGACAGCCUGUCUCUUGCCUCCCCACCGGCGAGUUUGGAUGAGCGAAUCGAUAUGCUGGUAGAUCAUUGGGAUGUGAUCAAUCGUACGCUGUCGCACCUGGAGCGACUCUCCCGUAAGGAGAUCUUGUUCCUCCUGAAGAAAGUGGAUUCCUUGUCGGGCGCGAAUCCCAAGCCUGCCAAGCCCCCCAAUAUGCAACGGACCAACCAGACGAUCGUCCAUCUGCCGGCAAACAUCCUGGCUGUGAAUUCGAAGCUGAAGGAUGAGGCCUUGCGGAGCGCCCGUCGGAUCGGCAUUGCCUUGCAGACCCCAUACGUGGUGACGGGCCAGAGCCGCUGGGGUGUGUGGCGAGAAGAAGGACGCUCGAUCGUGCGCAAUCUUGGCGACAAAGAGCAUAGCUUCUUCUUCUUGGUUCUGAUCACGGCAUUCCUGGGUAACCACACCGAGUGGCUCAACACGCUCGGACCGGACUGGUACCGGCGGCGCCACUACCUCCAGCAAAAGGCUCAGCAGGACGCCGACCCCGUCCUUGCCCACCGGACUGUCGUGAUCUCGCCUGACAAGAUGACUGCUCGCCGGCUCAUUUUCUUGCUAUCGGCUUUCCUCCCGGCCAAGCAAUGCUUUGAACCCCUUCCGUCGCCUCUGCGGCCAGGUACUUCGGCGUCUGCACGUGCGAUCUCUCAAAGCCCGCCCACCGUGCCGGUCUUGAGACAGGAAUCCCUCCGCAGGGCUAUUGAACGACGUUCCCGUGCACAGCGCCUGGCCGAGAAUCACCAACGCUCCGUGAGCGCCUCGUCCACUGAAACCGCCCAUCGAUCGGCCGACGAUAUCGAUCCGACGCUGUCUGAAAUCGGCACGCAUCGGAGAGGCUCGGAUGCUCGUUCUAUCAGAAAUUUGAGCGUUCCCAUGCACCCGAGAGACUUGCGGAACAAGAACACCAGCGUCGCGACUACCUCCACGGCGACGCCCGCCACCACUGUCCCAGUGCCUCAUUUCGCGUCGCGACAGCCCCGUCGUGGCAAAGAGGAGCCGGAUCCGAGUACCCCGGGCGCCGACAGUUUGGCGUCGGAGAAUCUCCUGCGGAAUCUACAACGAAGCGAGAGUUCCGCCAUCAGCGCCAACAGCAGCAUCCCGCCCAAUGGUGGGCGCUGGGGCAGUUUAUUCUCCGGCCUGUGGAGCUCGCGCCAGGAAUCCUCGGGGACUGGCGGUAGCGAUUCGAUGGCUUCUGUCGAGCCUCGCAGGCGAUCGGUCUCUGGCUAUGCCGCCCCAUCCAAGCGGAGCCCUCCCACCUUGACCCAAAUGGUCGAGGAAGUGGCAGGAGAAGUAUUGCAUGAAAUCCCCGAAACCAGCACCCCGAGUGGCACCAUCUCCAUUCCCCGGUCUUCCAGUCAGCACGGGAUCGAUGAGCAAGCUCAAGAGCCGUCAUCUCUGCCGGAGCAGAACAGAGAAUCGUCUCUGAAGCUGUCUGUGCGAGGGGAUGAUGGCAUAGUGGAUGUGGAACUCCCCCUUCCCGGCUUCCUUUCUCUUUCCUCGUCGGGCGACUCGACCGUGGCGUCCCCGAAGAAAACCCGGACCUCGGUCACGAGCAUUGACGCAUUGGCCUCCACCCAUAGCAGUAACUCUGGAUUUCACUGUGGGACCAAGGACAACGACGGCCCGAAUAUGAAUGUUGCCGGCUGGCUUAAGACCUUUCACGAGGACUUUUUGUUGCAGGCGGUGCGACCGUACGCGAGCAUCGAAGCCGACAUUAAACGGGCCAUGCAAGCCGAGCCCACGCCCACUGCCGCUUUCUCGUUUGAACCGGAAGGGCAAGAGAAGUGGGUGGACGUUGCCACGACCUUGAUUGCCGACACCCGGAGUUUCAGUGUCAAGCGGCUUCGUCUGAGACGUAAGAUCGUCGGAAAUGGGGCUUGCAAGACCCCAUCCACUCCCGGAGGCAUCUCGCAGCCUGGGACGCCGCGCCACCUCUUUGGUACCGCGACAUCUGCGUCGCAACUCACGAGUUUUUUCUCUCAUGCUUCUGUCUCGAGCAGGACGUCCACCCAUUCCGCUGCGGACGCGUUCGAGGUACCGGAAUAUGAAGAACGAUUUGUCGAGGAGCCUGUCAUGGAUCUGGAUGGUACUCUCGUGGAUGCCCUUGAGCGUGUCCUUGCUCAGAGUGGCCAGUCCUCGUUGGCGCACUCUCGAGCCCAGUCUCCAUCCCGCGCUCGAAGAGGCGACGAUCGAAGCACGUCGGACACCGUCCCCCGGGACGAUGUCCCAUCGCUCGAGGUUCCUCGGGCGGAGUGCCGUAAGAUGGUGCUCGGUGCCUUGGAGGAAGUGGUCCGCAGCGUGACAGCUGAACAUUGCCGCGAGGACGUUGAUGAGGAAGUUGGUAUUGCAGACCGGGAGCGACGACGUUCUCUGGCCGGCGUGGACAAUACCCUACGAGAGGGAAUUCGCAAGUGGCUCCUUGACGUUGAGGAGGCUUGGUAG
This is a messenger RNA of Aspergillus clavatus NRRL 1, 3627 nucleotides long. RefSeq lists its product as uncharacterized. The transcript has a single exon. Bases 1 to 3627 code for a protein of 1208 amino acids. Gene Ontology annotation, molecular function: ATPase inhibitor activity; protein-folding chaperone binding. Gene Ontology annotation, cellular component: cytoplasm. The record is from RefSeq and is a predicted model, not a curated record. NCBI's taxonomy places the organism in Eukaryota, Fungi, Ascomycota, Eurotiomycetes, Eurotiales, Aspergillaceae.